This is a messenger RNA of Cladocopium goreaui, 5601 nucleotides long. The record is from the annotation of a GenBank genome assembly. NCBI's taxonomy places the organism in Eukaryota, Dinophyceae, Suessiales, Symbiodiniaceae.
AUGUUGCUCCUAACUCGAUGGCGAUGCACAGGGGCAUGGCGUGGCGUAGAGGGCUGCAGAGAGCAAAUCAUCUUCUGGGGAGGAAACUCUUCGCACCUUGGAUAUACUCCGACCAUCCGCUUUCGUGCCACUGUGGCUGAAGGGAUGGACUUGGAUGGUUUGGCAGGGAGCACGGCUCAACGGACGCCGGAGGAACUCUUUGGGGAGCUGCAGAAGGUGCUCAUCAGCAAGGGCGAUAGCCCGCAGCAGUUGUCCAACGAGUGGUUCGCCCUUGCGGACAAAGACAGAUCCAAGACCAUCGGCGAACGCCCCAGCGCGACGAGACCGGUGCUCUGGGUUUCACCUCCAGGUACUCCUAGCUGCGGUGCGUGCAAAGCAGUCAAGCGCCUACAAGGCCUCUUGCGGUCAGGCCAUUUGAGGCCUGACCAAGAAAGGCGAGUGGCAGAGGUCAUCCGUGGGGCAGCUGGUGAGCUCUCCGACCUUGUGGAAGAUAACCUGGUCCAGGACAAGGGCCAGACUUCCACGCCACCAAAGGAGGAAACGCGUGGCCUCACCUCCGGGCCUGUCAUCGCUCCUGACGCUAAGCGGGAGUCGGAAGCAGCGAGUGAGGAGACACUAGAAUCAUCAGAGGAAGAGGAGGUCGAAGAGAUUGAAGAAGAGGAGGAGGACAAGACAAAGCAAGACAGCGACAAGAAGGACUGGCCUGUCGAGCCCCGGGAGCCGGCAGGAAGGGCUCCUGCCGAACCGGACGGCGGUCCCCGUGAAUCGGAAGGGUCGGGGCGCCACUUGGAGCUAUACCCAGCUCCUAAGCGUUCCACUCAGGCGGUGCGUGAGAGACCUUCCCUGGUGCGCUACGGCCCACAGAAGAGGCGACCAUCAGAGGGAGACCGCAGUGAGCCUGACCCCGCUGCACUGUCCAGCGGAGGGAUCCGACGGGGAAACGACGACGAGGACAGUCAAGGGCGGGAGCCUAUCCAGAGAAGGAGGCAGGAAAAGCCGAAGCCCAGAGCGAGGGGCACAAAGGGGGCGAAGAAGAAGCAGAGAGCCCAAGCAUUUAGACGCAAGAAAAUCGAGGAGAGACGUCAGAGCAAGCUGGACAAAUGGCACCAAAAGCAAAACCAAAAGCCAGGGCAAAAGCGGGCGAGGCCAGCAGCGGCGGGCGUCGGGAGAGGCAGGGCAGCUCCUUACCCGCCGAGACGACGGCCAGCCGCCCACGAGGAGGGCGUGACCCCAUGGUCGCGAGGAGCGGAGGUCGAUCUUCACCAGGUCCCUUUAGACCAAUUCCGGCCGGGGUCGUCGCUGGUUAUCACGGAGGCGAAUUACUUUGGUGCGAAGGUCAAAGCAGCAGGCACCGUUCAGAGAGUGGAAAUGGUGAAGGACGGGUCUUACCUUUACCUCACUCUUACCGGGACGGACAGCGAAGAACUCCUCCGUGCCCAUGGCGGGAGGAGGGAACAGGUCUUCCAGGCACACCUUUGCCCUGCGGGUUGCGGUCAGCAGGAAAGUGGCGAUCAUUUCCUGCACGCCCUGAAGGGGCGACAAGGCCAAGCGCAGGAAGAGGGGUGGGUGACGUGUCUCGAGACCGGAGCCGGAGACCAAGGCGAAGACGAGCUCGAGCUCCUGAGGAAAAGGGAUCGGGAGCUAGGACGCCAGAGGAGAGAGGAGGAAGGCGCUGCCAAGGAGCCGAAACGCAAAAGGAGUCGUUCACCUUCUGUGAUAUCAGAGGGAAAGGACAAGAAGAAAAAGAAGAAGAAGGAGAGAAGGAAGAAGGAGGACUAUGCAGACGGUCGACAUGCCGCGAAAGCAGUGCAGAAAGAGUUGGGUCACCUCUUCGGGGGGACGGCACUAGACCCAAAGGAACGCGUGAGGAGACGGGUCAUGCGCCGAGCCCAGCAUUUUGCAGCAAGGAAACGAGGGAAGCGGAGCACGUCCAGCAGCUCGAAGGGAAGCUCCAGCUCCUCGACGUCCAGCCGGGACGAGGUAGUCGGGAGCGAUGGAGUCUUCUCGGAAGAGACCAAAGCAAGGGCGCUGGCCGAAAAAUUCCCGGGAGCGUUAGCGAUGGAGACGCUCCUGAGCAUGAGACGCCAGCUGUUGACAACCUCAGGGGAAGACGGAGAAGAACACACGACGAGGCCAGUGGCACUACUCUAUUAUCGGAGUGUGCUGAGCCGCCGUGUCUCUGGCCCCCAGGCGAGGGAGUUGUUGAACCUUGCAACAGCAAUAGAUGCCUUGCUCAAGGGACGCCCGGCCCUGACACUCGAUAUAAUGUGUCAGAGGCUCAAAGCCCAGGAAGCUGUGGCCAACGGCACGGCCUGGGCGGUGGCGCAGAAGGUGGAACUCGCGUCAAGCGAGGCUGCAGCCCUGAUCGCACGAGGAGAGCUCCAGACGGCCCAGAGGGAGUCGUAUCUGGAUGCCAGGGGGGUGACCGAUGCACAGAGCAAUAUGGAAGCUCCUGAGCUCGAUUCGGGAGCUAUUUCUCCAACGUUGCGGGAGGGGAUGAGGACCUCCUGUGCCGCCGACGAGGCUUUUGGCCGUUUGCAAGGGCCUGCCUCCACGGUGAAGACUUUUCCAUAUGAAAUGCCAUCGGGCGACCCGGCCAGCUUUAAAGGCCAGGGCCUGCCUCUUUCGACCCAAAGCCAGGGUGCUAUGGAGACCUCAGGAUCUGGAGUGCCUGGGGGGAAAAAAGAUUGGGGCGAUCUCGUAGGUGAUAAGCCCCUAUUGAAUGGCCUAUUCGGCGUCACCAAAGACGAAUGGGAGGGUGACCACGAGGUCUAUCGUCUUAUAAUGAAUUUGACGCCAUUCAAUGGGAUAGCUGAGCCCAUGAAGGGUGACGUUGAGACUUUGCCUAUGUGGAGCCUCAUGUCUCCAUACCAGAUACAGCCGGACGAGUCGCUGCUGGUUAGCAGUGAAGACGUGCGUUGUUUUUUCUACACCAUGUCAGUCCCGGCUGCCUGGUACAAAUUCCUGGCGUUUAACCGCCGGGUGCCAGAGAAAUGUCUCCCCCCUGAUAUGAAGGGCGAGGAGGUCUACCUGGCUUCGCGGGUAUUGCCCAUGGGAUUCGCUAACUCAGUGAGUCUAGCACAGCACGUCCAUCGCAACCUGGCCAUCUGGAGUGGUAGCCAGGGGGAUGAGGACGAGUGCAGGAUAGCAGCGCCGGAGGCCGAGAUCCGAAAGGAUCGUCCGGUUACAGUGGCGAAUCCAGCAUGGCGGAUCUACCUCGACAAUUAUGACCUAUUGGAAAAGGUCAAGUCGGUCGAUGUCAGCACUUUGGUCGGGAGCCGUGCUCCUGCGGUGUUGGCUUUACGGCAUGAGUACGAGACCUGGGAAGUCCCGCGGAAUUUGAAGAAGGCGGUGGAACGAAAUGAGAUGGCAGAAGUUCAAGGCGCGCAGGUAGACGGGAGACUGGGGGUGGCCUACCCAAGGGAAACCAAGCUCCUGAAGUACCUGGCAGCGGCGCUUUCCUUGAUGGAGUCGGAGAAGGUCACACAACGGCAGGUCCAAGUUGUGUGUGGUGGCCUGGUCUAUGUCUCCAUGUUCAGGAGGCAGUUGCUAGGUUGCUUGAACGCUGUAUGGAGGUUCAUAGAGCUUUUUGAACAGAGACGGGUGUAUCGAAUGGCACUCCCUGAUUCCUGCCGUGUUGAAAUUCUGAGGUUUAUCGCGUUGGUUCCUCUGGCACGUCUGGAUUUCAGGCUACAGUACACGGGGCAGGUUACUUGCAGCGAUGCGUCCACAACAGGAGGUGGUGUGUGCGCCUCCACUGCGCUGAGCCGGGCUGGCAGCCUGGCUGCGCAGGGAUGUCUGAGAGGGCAGCUUCCCGAGCUGCGACAAGAGCAUCGGGUGGUGACAAUUGGGCUCUUUGACGGGAUUGGCGCGCUUCGGGUCGCUUGUGACUUGUUGGGGUUACAGGUGAUGGGUCACAUCAGCGUGGAAAAGGAUUCUGCAGCCCAACGGGUAGUGACCUCUCACUUUCCAGAGGCUCAACACUACGCCGACGUAGCCGCUAUUACACAGGACGAAGUCCAUUCCUGGGCAUGCGCUUUUUCUCAAGCCUCAUUGAUUAUCAUCGGUGCGGGACCGCCGUGCCAGGGCGUGAGUGGGCUCAAUGCCCAGCGCAAGGGGGCCCUUCGGGAUGAACGCUCGAGCCUGUUUCACCAUGUCAAACGCAUAUGGUCUCUGGUCAGGGUGCAAUUUCCAUUGUGUCAGGUCCACUGUUUGAUGGAGAGCGUCGCCUCCAUGGACGCAGAAGACAGAGCAACUAUGUCUGCGGAUUUCGGGGGUGAGCCGUGGGCCUGCGAUGCGGGGCAGUUGACCUGGUGCAGUCGGCCACGGCUGUACUGGAUAAGUUGGGACAUUGCGGAGCAACCUGGGGCCUACCUGCAAUCCGGGAAGCCAGGGGCUCCUGCGGAGGUGGUCCUGACCGCAUGUCAGGACUUGGAGCAGGUAUGCGAAGAAGGGUGGAUUAAAGUGGACCCGUCGCGUCCCUUCCCAACAUUUACGACGUCAAGACCUCGUGCUAGGAGAUCGUGGACUUUCUUAACCCUGCUCACCAAACUUUCUUGCAAUCUCGCUUGUGGCGAUCGACGCUCCGACCUUUGCGGGGCGCAGGGUCAGCCGAUCAAACCAUCUUGGUUCAGUUCCGAUGAAUUUCGCUUCUUGAUGGACACGGUGGGCCUGUCAUUGAAGGAGGGCGAGUCGGACAUUCUGUUUGAGAUGUUCGACCGGAAGAAAAAAGGGGAGGUUUCAUACAGUGACUUCACCCAGACUCUUCGUGGUGAGAUGCCAUCCUUCGCGGCCUCCUUGGCCUUCAUGGAUCAGUACAGGGGUCACUAUCCAUCGAAUAUGGCGUCCUUGCGGAAGGUCUUGCCACGCUUUGACCCAGAGGAAACGGAGGAGUGGUUAGAGUCCCUGGAGGCUGUGCUCAGCACGCACGGCCCUACACGGGCACGCUUCUUGCUCCACGAACUGGGGGAUGAGGCUCAAGGCUGUUUAAGUUCAGGUCCUUUUACAUAUGGGCUUGUGGUGACCCACAAGCGCGCCAUGGCGGCUGGUGCUUUGCUUCGGUUGCUGGCAGUCCUGCUUCCGCGGAGCCUUCCGGCCGCGUGGGUGAGCUUGAGCGAUCUGCAAGGUGAUUUAUCUCCUGAUGAGCAUCACACGCCACCGGAAAUCCUGGAGGCGGCGGAGUUUCUGCAGCAACACGCGCAGGAACUGGAGAAUAGUAAAGUGAAUCUUUCCACGCUGCUGCUACUGGAUCGCGCGGACCCCAACGAUCCCAACGUGCCCGUGGGACCCUCCCAGGAUGAGUUGGACCAGGUGGAGAAAUCCUCAGGUGGCCGUGGACGAAAGAUCCUGGAGAAGGCCUUCGCGAUGGCAAAACGUCUCAGAAGUCAUGAGGGCAACGUGGUGGCUAGUGCAGUGGAGAUCUUCAGUCCAGGGAACUGCUUGACGAAGAUCCUGUACCUCCUCUAUCGAUUUAGUGACGAGGACGACUUUCCAUACUUGCCUCGAAAGUUGGGCCCUUGUAAUGUCUUCAGAUUCGACGUGGGAGAACUGAGUAGUGGUGGACUCUUCGACUAGACGCGGACAGCGGAGUGAAAAGGGAAC